UUUCACACAAUGUACUUGGGUAUCCGGAGUCGACAGAGUGGAGAGAAUGACAGAUGGAGGUUUUAUUGGAAAAUGGUGUAUGAGUAUGCAGAUGUGAGUAUGCUGCAUUUGCUAGCCACCUUUCUGGAAAGUGCGCCACAGCUGGUCCUGCAACUCUGUAUUGUUGUACAGACUCGUACACUCCAAGCUCUCCAAGGUCUUACUGCUGCAGCAUCCCUUGUAUCCCUGGCUUGGGCUUUGGCUUCCUACCAAAAGGCCCUCCGUGACUCCCGCGAUGACAAGAAACCCAUCAGUUAUAUGGCCGUUAUAAUCCAGUUUUGCUGGCAUUUCUUCACCAUUGCAGCAAGGGUCAUUACUUUUGCUCUGUUUGCCUCGGUUUUCCAGCUGUACUUUGGGAUCUUCAUCGUGCUGCACUGGUGCAUCAUGACCUUCUGGAUCGUUCACUGCGAGACAGAGUUUUGCAUCACUAAAUGGGAAGAGAUAGUUUUCGACAUGGUUGUUGGGAUAAUCUAUAUCUUCAGCUGGUUCAAUGUCAAGGAAGGAAGGACACGCUGUAGGCUUUUCAUUUACUAUUUUGUCAUCCUUUUAGAAAACACCGCCUUGAGUGUUCUCUGGUAUCUGUACAAGGCCCCUCCGAUCUCUGAUGCAUUUGCCAUACCAGCACUGUGUGUAGUGUUCAGCAGCUUUUUAACAGGCAUUGUUUUUAUGCUAAUGUACUAUGCCUUCUUUCACCCCAAUGGACCAAGGUUUGGGCAGUCACCAAGCUGUGCUUGUGAGGACCCUGCCGCUGCCUUCACCCUUCCCCCAGAAGUGGCCACAAGCACACUACGCUCCAUCUCCAACAACCGGAGUGUCACGAGCGAGCGGGAUCAAAAAUUUGCGGAGAGGGAUGGGUGUGUGCCUGUGUUUCAGGUGAGACCCACUGCACCCUCCACACCUUCAUCCCGGCCACCAAGGAUUGAGGAGUCUGUCAUUAAAAUCGAUCUGUUCAGGAACAGGUACCCAGCAUGGGAGAGACACGUGUUGGACAGGAGCCUGAGAAAGGCAAUCUUAGCGUUUGAAUGUUCCCCUGCUCCUCCACGGCUACAGUAUAAAGAUGAUGCCCUUAUUCAGGAGCGCUUGGAAUAUGAAACCACAUUGUAAACAAAGCAAAAACACAGCUUCAAGCAGCUCCAACAUCACAGUCCAAAUUAAGGGUUGACAGUAGGGCUGUAGGAACAACUCAACUGCGUACUAAAAGUAGAGCAGCAAGCUAUAGUGUUCUUAGUCUGGCUAUCAUCAUGAUUAUCAUUUGAUCCACUGUGUGCAGUCUGUCUGCAGGACACUGAUACAGCAGCAUCGUCUGAAAGCCUCAAAAAACCCCAAACCCUGACCCACACAUACAAAUCAGUCACAUCAGCUGGGGAACUCACCCACCACCCCUUACUGCUAUGAAACUCUGACUGCACAGUAGUUACAAUCAAACCAAUAAAAAGGCUCUGACCAGAGCUUUCAACUUCAGCCAGUAGUGCAUUUUAUUUUAGAAAUGAAUGAUUGAUAUUUCCAUAAUCUAUGGCAAAAACAAAAAAACCCACACCUUUUCAAAAAUAACAAAACUGUAGCACACGGUGUUGCUGUUAGGAAAACUGUUUUCUGGGGCAAAAAACAGGAGCUUAGCAGUCUUCAACAUUCCCAUAAAUCAACCAUUCAGGUUAGAAUAAGUUUGCAAAAUAGUUCUUGAUUAAAAAAAAAAAAGUCAUCAUAUUUAUAAGGCUGUCAAUGGGAAAUAAACUAAAUUCUUAUUAAUUAGGUCAUUAAAAUUAACACUACCAGAACUGUUUGUUUGCUGUGGAAUUUAAAAGUCUUUUUAAAAUGCAAUUUAACUUCUUGAUGUUAUUUUCAACAGAAACUCUAUGCAGCUCACUUCUGGUUUUGAGGAGAAAUAAGGAGCUCUAGCACGUAGUGAUAUUCAUUAAAUGAUAAUCAUGAUUCAGUGUUCAAUUUGAAAAAAAAAAUAAUUAAAAGAACAAGGAAGUAUAAUUUUCAUAUUCGAAACUUUUCGGAGAACCCCAUUCAGCUGUUUCAGAAGAAGCUACAAGGAGCUGAACACACUGAAACUUCUCUGUUUCAGGACUGAGAAUGCAUGAUUCAGUGUGUGAAUGUAUGCAGGUGUGACAAGAGACUGACAUGCCAUACCCUCCUAGUGCCAAACAUUGUAUAACUGCAAGGUUGAUAUUGCCCGAGGGACACAACAAGUGGCACAAGCCCUACUGGAAAAAGAAGCAGGAAAGACCAACCAAGCUCUCAAUGUGUAGAGACAGCUCUGAUUUUUCCCACCCAAGGUGAAAGUGAUGUCUUUUAAAGGCUUUCAGCCACCUCUUAGUAAGCAUAUUCACUGAAGCAUAGUAUAAACAAGUUAUGUGGAAGAGCCUCUUCUGCCUGUUCAAGACUGGAGUCGAGAUGUGUCUAAAAAUUAGAAUCUCUUGUAAUAGAGUGCUUUUGCUGCAAGCUUUUGGGUUUUAAAUACCUCCCUAAAUCUAGUUAAUGGUAUUAUACUUUAUGUUAAAAGUAUCCCCUGAUGGUGCUUUCAGAUGCAUUAAAGGUGCAAGUCAAAAUUUGAUAGUAUUUUUUUUAAAGCUGGUGCAGAGUGAAAAACUCAUGGAUUAUUUCAAUAUUUUUGUAAAGUAAAAAUAUGGUAUAAAAGGUUACUUUUUAUAAACCUCAAAUCUUUUAAUACAUUUCAUUCUCUUUAUAGCUUAGAUUUUAAGAAUUGGUCCAUGAAUUUUAUCAAAUGGCUUUUGCAGGUUGACACAAACCUGUUUUUCACACAUUAUGGAUUUGUUUUGCAGUGUAAUGCCAUAUGAAAGCCUACAUGGGUACUUUUAGAAUACUCUAUAAACUGUGGAUCCUGCUUCAAAUGUAAGUGGCUUGUAAAGACACCAAGUGAUUCCAUGAGAAACAAUUUGCUAUAACUAUUUCCAUCCAUUUUAGGAGAGCGAAGCAGAACUGAAGAGUUACUGUUGUAAAUGGCAUUGUCAGGAUGGAGAAGACCUGAUAAUUGGUAUUGUAAUCUUCACUGUCAGAUAUAUCCAGUGUAGUCACUGCUGUGUAUGCUGCUGGGUGAAUUUCUGUCUUUCCUAUUACCAAUAUUUGUACUAUGAAAUGGCCAAGGUUACACAGACUAUGUUUAUUUGUAUGCGUUCAAUUAGCCAUUUUUAAUGUUGACUUUUUUUAUUAGUGAAAUAUUCGAUACCUGUUGUUCUUUGCUGGGGCGAGUUCCUCAAAACAAAAACCUGUGGAAGUGCAGGAAUCUGCAAAGCAGAGGGAACUUUACACAGAUCAGAAAAAAACUAUGCUUCAGGGGUUUCUUAGGUAUUUUCAAAUUAAAUAAUGGCCAACUGCCUCUAUAAUUUUUUUUUUUUAAUAAAACAAAUGUUUGAUAGUCCAAACCUGAAGCUUUUUACAAAGUGAUUAUCCUUUUCUUCAUGGAGAUACAGCUCAUUAUUCAGAGAAAAGCACUCAUGUUUUUUCAGAAAAUAUACCACUUCAAGAACUGCUAAAAAAAGAUUUUGGGAGCAAGUCCUUUAUCCUGUCAUACUCAAUAGACCCUUCACUCCAGAAUCAAAUUCUAGUUUGCACAAGGGAAUUGCUGUUUUUCUUUACAAAGGAGGUAAAUGUAAGCUCUGUGAUCCAAAAUGUGAGGGUUUCUUUUGGAGACAAUUUGAAGUGCUUGCUGCUGCUUUAACAACUUGGAAACUGAAGCCUGAGUGAGGCACAGUGAGCAGCCUUGUCAAGCUUCAGUCUCACACCAGCACCUCCUGGGGAGAGGGGCAGCAUCGCUGGUGUCAGCAAGGCUCUUCCCUUCUGAUGUCCCUCUCAUCCUCUCUCUCUCCCUCAGAGCUGUGAGCCCUUUGGUCAGGCUUACAGAAUUGAAGAAAAGUUGCUUUGUAUGGAAUUUAAAGGGUUAAGGUCUUCACUGAUGCUUGCAUUGAAAGGUUUCUGAAGAAGGUUUGGGAUGAGUUUAUUUGAUUUGCUUUUAUUUGGUUUUGGAAGGAAAGACACAGGUGUUAUUUAUCCAUGUGGUUUUUCAUACCUAGCGUUUAUUUUCCUUAUCCUCACAGCAUUUUUAAUUUUUGUAACUAAUGUUUGCAAAAAUGUUUAUCUUAAACAAAUUACUGCAGGGUGUGAGUGCAGAAUGACGUAUAUAUGUGUGUUUGUAUAUAUAUUUAUACAUAUAUAUGCAGCACUACAUACACACACCUUGUCCUCAGAAUUCAAUCUGGCAGCUGGAGGCAGGGGUGGAAGUUAUGCUGCACUAAGUCAAAAUUUGCUCUCCAAAAUCUUGCUCUCUUGCAUUCAUAACAUCAAUGUUACCUGCACUGAGAACAGGGCAGUGACUGAAAUCUAAACACUCUGAUGACUACAUGGACAAUUUCCUAAUUUGCAUUGCUGUGGGUAGUCACAUUAAAAGCUGUAAGAAUUUUUUAUAGAAAUUUCCAAGAUUAAACAUAGUCCGUGCUGAAAUUCCAUUAUGGCCUUAUGGACAGUUAAUAAUCAAUAUGCACUCUUCUUUUUGCCACAGACAGUUCUAAAUUCAAUAAAGUUCAACUGAGACAGCAAUAGCAAAAAUAAAAUUAAAAUAAAGGACUUGCAAAAAACCUGAACUUUUGCUUUUGAAGUAAUGAAAGCAUCAGGCCUUUCAAAUUUCAUUUCAGAAUACAGGAAAAUAAAAAAGCUCAUAUUUUCAUAUUUGCAUUCUGGUAAAGAAAAGCAAUCACAUCUAUUUGUUAGAAGUAAGACUUAUGGGAGCAUUGUUCUAAUGAACCAAACAAACUUAGCAGCAGAUUUAAUGGUAAUUUAUCUGGUCAAAAACUUGGUCCUAAAAUUUUGAGAGCUGUGGAUUUGUCUGUUGCAGAAAAGACAAUUCAACUACUAUCACUAAUUAAAUAAAGGUAAUUUAUACCCAUGUUCAUUCAAAAAACAUGCAAGAAAAUGUAAGAGAAAACUUUUUACUUAUUUUAAAAGCUGUUUGUUCUUUAAUGGGAUAAUUUUUUCUUUAAGAAGUUCUUUACAAAUAUGUGCAAUACUUUCCUUCCCUGCAUAUUUAAUAAUGAAAAAAAUGAUUUCCAAUUUUUUUAUGUCAAUUUAAAUAUGCUUCUUGUGACAGAACAAUGUUUCUUUGCUUGGGUUAUAUGGACUUGAUGGCAUAUAUACAAUAUUUUUGUUGUCAAACCAACAAAUUUUCUAUUAAUUAAUUUUUAUAAAAUUGGAGAAAGUUUUCCUUCCAAAAUUUAAUGCUAGGUAGGCCUCAUCUGCCUGAUUUUGUAAACUUUUAAGCAGAGGAGGAAAAUUACAAUUUUACUGGCAAUUCAAUUUUUAAUAUUUGGUGAAUAGCUAUUAAACCUGUAUUAGUUUAAAACAUAUGAUGGUCUUUCCAAUACAUCAUUAUGUCCCCAAAAGAGCAAUUCAUAAGUGGUACUAAAUGUAGAAGUGCUGCUUUAUUUGGAAAGGAACUCCCAAUCAUGCAAUAUGCUCAUUUACUUUUUAUUGGCCAGCAAAUAUUCGCAACUAGACUGUUGGGGUGUUUUAGAACACAAACGAGUUUGAAGUGUUUGUGACUUGAUCCUAUCACUUCUAAGGAGCCUUAAAAGUGGCACUGUACUGAGAUGUAGUUGGCUCUGCCAGUGAUUCAGCUUCCAAAGCCGCUGCCCUUUCUCUGCUCCCUGCCUGAAGCUGUGCAAUCCAGAGUGACUGAGAUGCUGUGAUUUACUCUGCACCCCCUGCACUGCCUGCACAAUGCCAAGGAAAAGACUUCAGCAGAUUCCUGGGGUCCUACUGCUGCCUCUCUUACUCCUGUGCAUGGAGGGAAGCAGAGUAAAUUGCACCUGUGCAUCCAUCUAAACAAGCCUACGUAAGUUAAACCCCUACAAGAUGUGCAUUAUGAAAAUAAUCACAACACAUGCCCAUAAAUCUACAAGCCCAGCACCACAAUUACUAAUUCUGCAGUGUAACAAUGCAGGACAUGGGAAGAAUUGUCUACAAUACACAAUAAGCCAUUUAAUUUCGCUACUUGUAUUGAUUAUACUAGCUCACAUAGAACCCAUGCUCUCAGCUGAAAGCCAAAUGGAGUAAGUGGCAAACAGCCAUUUGUAUACCAGAGGCAUUAAGUUAUAAAAUCAUCCCUUAAUUGUUUAUAGAUUGUUUAUAUCUUUUCAUUACAGCAUUGAAUCCAUUCCUCUUUAUUCUGAUAAGAGAUAAAAUGCAAAAUGAGAACAGAUUCUUUUAUAUCUGGGAAUUAAAAAAAAAAAAGAACAACACAACAGAUUACUGCAGUUAACAUAUAGUGAUUUUUUAAAACAGAGUCUGCCAUCAUUUUCACUUGGCUGCAAAUUGCUGAGUGAUAUUUCUCACAUCUGGUGUGAGAAGGUUCCAUUGCAGGAGAGACAGAGAUGACAUUACAAAGCCUUGUCCAUGCAAAGUUAGGGGAAUGGUGUCAUCAUUUACACAAUGAUGACAUCAUUUACACAACUGUUUUAACACAUGAAGGAUCCCCUGGCACCAUUUGUUUUACCUCAGUGACCUCAGUGCAGAACUUUGGUGAGAUUUCUUCGCUGGUAUGAAUAUGUAAAAUCAGGCCCUGGCAGAGAGUGAACUACAUGAAUUCAGGCCAUGGUAGCAGAAGUCUUCACCUCUUUACUCCAAACUGAACUCAGCUGGAGAUUUGCUUAAUGCAAAAAAGCCUCCAUGGCUCUUGGCACAACCUGAAAUACAUACACUAAACUUAGUGCUGACUCAGCAUGAAUCAAAGAUUUCUUAUUCUUUCCUUUUUGGUUCAAACAUUCAGGAAUACACCCACUUUGACUGAGUUGCUCUUCUGUGAUCCUUUUAAGAUGACUUUGAAGAAUGUCUCUGAAACCAGUCUUCUCCAGUGUUUCUCACAAAAGCCAGUUCCUGACCAGUGCAUUCAUUAAAAGGAACUUUUUCUAAGUGUGUGAGCUUCAGCCCUGUACUUACAUUUUGCUCUGAAUACUUAGUAUUUCAUUCUUACACGGAGGAUCUUAUAUACCCAUUAGUAAACUGUGUGCCUAUUCUAAAUCCUAGGGCAAAGAGAACAGAUAUGCAAGAUUCAGGGCAAAAAAUCCUCUUCAGCACACUUAUGUGGUGAUUUGCAUGAGCCAGAGAAGCCCAAGAGAAGCUUGUGGAUAAUUACAACAGCCUUAUACAUGCAGUUGCUAUAUUCAUUGAGAGAGAUUUACAAGAAAUUGUGAUAUAAGUGACCAACUAAUCGAAAGAUCAAAUCUCAACUUCUAUAUGCAAGGUAAUAUUAAAAUAAUAUCAGCCAAGAAACUUUAAAGUGUAACCAAAAAUCUCAUUUCAAGGAAUGGUUGGAAUAAAAUUUAAAAUGUAAUAGAUUUGUCAGUGUAACAAAAUGCAACAUUCAUAGAAAGACAGGUAUGACUGCUGUAAGGUUUCCCUACUUGUAGGUUUCAGCCUCUUAUUAUUGAGUUAUUUCAGAUAACUUUGGAAGCAAUUGCUUCUGACAUGCUGCAGUUCUAGGAAUGCUAGCAGCUUUUCUACAUAAGAUCUGUUCUGCUAUAGGAAAGUCCACAUCCUUUUAACAAAGCAUUAAGUUUGGGGUAGUUUUUUGCACUGAACUAAACCUCACAAAAGCAUUUUUCAGCAUGAAAUAGGUGUGUCCACUCAGCCACUUAGUGUGUAACAGUACUGCAGAACAGAAUUUCACAAAUCAGUGAUUUCCUCAAGGUAAAAAAGCUGCUGGUUGAAUGUCUAGAAGAGCCUGCAGAGACAUAACACAGUGCUAAGGCAAGGCAUAGACUGUGUUUGUGUGCUACAAGUCUGCUCAGGGCAAAGCCUGGUCACAGUCCAGCACUCUUUUCCCACCUCAUGCACCAAAGAGGUCACAAAAUAGAGGAAAACCCUGUGCAUGAGCUGGAUGAAAGCCACAACACUUGGGGGCCUGGCAUGCUUCAGCACAGGUGCAGAGGUUGGUGCAGGCACAUCAGGGGUCUCAGGCUCGUACUGUGUUCCUCCCAACUGCACCAACAAGGAGCUCCUGAACAUUUCUAAUUCCAGAUCACCAAGGACUUAAAAUUCGCCUCCUGGGCUUGGUCAGAUACAACUUGGUCUUCACAGCUCAGCUCCUAUCUCCCACCUAAGCCUGCCAGGCUCACACCUCUGAGCAGGUAUUCUCCUGCCCAUCUUACCUGGAAGAAUUGGGUCCUCUGUGGUGCUAUCAGAUGGAGCUUUGCACUGAAAUACUCAUGAGGACUCUUCCAGUAGUAAAUUAGUGUUAAGCAGAGAGCUAGGGGAGAGCCAGAUCCAGUGAUCUCUUCAGCUAGCAAUGAUUCAUAUCUUUAGCUGCUAUCUCUCAGGGGAAGGAUAUAGGGCUGCAUGCUGGUGAGGAGAAGGGAAAUGCUCCCUGCCACAUAUUUUGAACUGUUCUUCCUCUCUGUGGAAAAUGUAAAAUGUAAGUGUGGACAUACAAAUGUAGACAUGUGCAGUAUAGACAUAAUUCUAGCAUUUGAUGUGUUCAGUCCCUUUAGUGUUGAGGACUCUGAAACUGCACCCAGCCACAGUAAUGUCUGCAGUGAACAUCUGGGGCAAAAGCAAAAUCACUCUGCUCACUUUCCAACCUGACCAAAAGCUGUAUGAACAUGGUUAGCACUGUGACAAAGCCUGAAUCUCUACAUGCUGCCUUGAAUCAGGUCUAUUAAUGCACUCACUCUGUGCUGCUCUAGCCACGUUCACAUGGCUUUUCUUUGGAGCUCAGACAGACUUUGUAUGGACACCAGAGCUACACUUGUAGCUUAUCUGUCAUUCCCUGAGCCCAAUUUCAUACACUUUGAGGUGCCAGUUCCUUUGCCAAACAAAGGUCAGUUUGGGCUGAGCAAAGGGCAAACAGGCUCUGUGCUAUCUAGAAAAGCAUGUGGAGCAGACAUAGCUUCUCUGGGCAGUACAUUUGAACCACAGCUGUGCACAAAUUGCCCAGGUUAUGGUGAAUGCAAGACAUUUCAGUAUCCACAACACAUAUAAUGAAUACUCUGUGUGAAAGUGUUUGGUUUUAUCAUAGGAAAAAUAGUAGGACCUUAUCUCAUGCUUGGGAGCAAAUUAACAGUUUCAAAUCCAUUUAUAUAUAUAUAUUGUGUGUGUGUGUGUGUGUGUUUCUGUAUACACAUGACAGUGAGUCCUGACAUUCUCUUGGGAUUCAAUCUUACAACUCAUUUAAAUCCUAAGCCUAAAACAAUAAAAGAAUCAGGAACAUUGUCAUCAAGGAUAACCAAGUGGGAACUGCAAAAAAGAAAAUUAUAUCCUUGGAAAAUACAUUCUAGUCAUUAUUGGAAACAGCCUUGUGAUUUAGUGUGCCAGCACUUUAAGAAAAAGUUAUGGAGAAAAUAUGUCUAAUGCUAUAUUUCAUAUCUUAAAUAUUUUGGUAAAAGAAUAGUGUAGUGAUAAUUGUGUGAAAUAAAAAAAGAAUUUAUCACAUUUACUUAAUCAAGGAAAAAAACAAUCAUACAGAAAGAUGGCAAAAGGAUCAAUUAAACUUUUUCAGGUAAUUAAUGUUGGUUGUAUUUGUUUCAUUAUCAGUUAUCACUGUCAGUAGUUUAUGAAAGAAAUAACCUGCAAUAAUUAGGACAGUUUAUUUGCAUUUUGAUGACUGAAGAACAAUAAUUAGGUUUGUUAUCCAACACAUAUGCAGUUUUCUGAUGCAAGCUGUCAGAAGGAAAGAUCUGCUCUUGCACAGAUUACGUACUGAAGAUAAUUUUCAAAUGCAUGUAUUUGAAAAUGAUAUUCCUGUCAAUUUAAAUGUACCAUACAUAUGCAGCAACUGUUUCUGAAAUUCUAGCUACUGAUGCUUUUUUCAAUAUGUUCUGCAUUAUUAUGUGCCAAUCCCAGACUGUUUCUCAGACAAUAUUUGAUGAGAAUUAAUUUAAAAUUUUAUGCAGCUGAGGAAGAGACUACUAGCCAGUGAAGGUGUUUGCUUCCCUGAGGUUCACAUGUAGAUCUAGAGUUCCUGACCUGUGUCACCAUUCAGCAUUAAGGACAAUGUUUGAAAAAACUAGUAGGUUUCCAAGGAGAUCUGUUACAUGGUCAGAGAGAUCUAAAAUUGUCGUGACUGGGUAGGACAAUGGCAGUAACUACAGAGGAAAAGUUCAAAAGUAGUCACUAAUGACUUACAACAUCAUUCCCUGAAUUUCCCACUUUUUGGGAUGCACAUUGUGCUCCUGUCAGCCAGCAUCCAGGUGUGUUGGGAUUGCUCCUGGCACCAGCACCAUCGUGUUCACUCUGGCUGAAAGUGAAGACAAGCAGCUCGUUUCCAGCUCCCUGGGUUACUGGGCUGGCCCAUGGGACAUAUUUCACUGAGAACAUUUUAGCUAUCACUGAGAUUUCCACACCAGUCUGGGCAGGAUUUAGCCUUUAAAAUGCACUGUAUGGACAAUGAAAAAUCUUCCUUUGUCAGCAGAGAGGGCAGCUGCCACUAUUUAUAGUCACAAAGUGCCAACAUAUUGUCAUGUAUUUGUGGCUGCUAUCGAUUCCUCCUUUUUUAUUUUAUUGGAACUGCUUGGAACUUGUCGAGCUGCGCCUAGGUUGAUUUGCAGCUAAUUAAUUCAACAGACAUUUUUAAUCUUGCAAAUCUGUGGCUUGUAAUGCAGUAAUCAAGGUCCUGUGAGCAAACAUUAAUCAGUUCAGGAAAAAAAAAAAAAAAAAGCCAUUGUUAGCUGUGUUCAGUGAGGUGCUCACACUGGAAAGAAAGAUCUAGAAGAAAUGCAAAAUUAGUAAAUUCAUCCUAGCUAGGCUUUCAUCAUUUAUCUUGUGUAACAUUUCUCUCUUUUAUUUGUUUCAUAUAUGCAAGGAGUUGUGUUUUAGAGAUUUCUAGGGCUGAGACAGCUUUAGUUACCAUCAAAGUUAAACUGGCCAAAUUUCCUUCUGGUCAUUUAUACAUCUUAUCAGCCAAAAAGUCAUUCUAUCCAGCAGCAGUGCAAUUUCAUUUCUGAGAUGACUGCCCUGAUUGUGCAACUGUUUAUCCUGGAGAAAUUACUGUAACAAAAAGCUUACUGCAUUUAGCCACAGCAUUAAGAACAGGGUGAAUGAAUGAAGAAAACAUUGUUUUUCAUUGCUUUUUACACAUAGGUGGAUUUUAGCUACUUUGACAUAAAGCAGAAGGUAAAAAAAAAAUAAUGCUGCUCAGAGAGAUAUCUGAAUAAUGGAAGGCUUGUGAUCAGCAAAGCACUUAAUCUUUUUCGUCAUCAGAAACAGUGUAGGUUAGUAUACCUGCAGUUUUAUAAAAUUCAGCAAGAAUGGGUGGGUGGUUUAAUAUUUAACUUAACUCUGGUACUACUUGUAGGAACACAAUUACAGCAAGAUGGGACUCAGCAAGAGCUGUGUCUUGGGACACUCCUGAUACAGAAUCUUCAGGUGAGAUGAUAUCACAGCCCAGUCAGGCUGCACAGGGCACAUGUGACUAAUCUGUACACACAUUUUAUUGUGGAACCAUCUCCUCUAGUGACCUUAACAAGGAGGCCAGAGAUCAAAAAGACAUGAAAGCAAAACGAUGAUUCCUCUGGUCAAGAUUAAGAAAUGUUUGUGAAACACAGUGGAAAAGCUGCCCCUGCUGUUUCAAUGGAUAAAAGGAGGAGCAGAGUCUUUUAACAGCAAAAAAAAAACACCCCAAAACUCAAACAAACCUUGAUGCCAAAAUCCUAUUUAUGGUGCAAUUACUCUCUCCCUGGGGAAAGACCUGGACUGAGAAAAUUCUUUGUGUGUUACAAACCAGCUGAAAUACACAAGGAGACAGUGAAAGAUACUUCUUAGAUAUAACUUUGUUCCUAUUGACAGGAGUUGUUUGUUAGCAAUAAGAUACAAAAGUGUCUCAAACUAAGGCCUGGGAGACGAGGAUUUUGUAUGGCUGUUAUGCCAGUGAUCGUUAGAUUUAGAAACUAUAGAUCUUUAGAAUAGAUUAUGGGUCAGAGAACCUUAUUGCCUUCCUUAUGGAGGAUAAAUCUCAGAUGGCUUCCACAAGAAAUACAAGGUUUAGAAUAGGCUCGAAAGAUGGUCUCUCCUGUAUAUGAAGUGUUAUAGGCUUGGUGUUGCUCAACUGGUUGUAAAUUUUCUCAUGCUCUCAGUUUCUCACACAGUACAUCCAUCAGCAAAUAGUGGAAUUGCAGAUGCAUGUUCAUUUAUUGCUAGUAGUCCUCACAUCCACUUCUUCAUGCACAGCUGAGGAACACACAUGGGACAGUGUAAAGGCAUAGAGCAGCAAAAAAAAAAUAGAGAAAAUGGAGAUCAGUAGAUGUGGUAGAAGCCUUAUAAUUAGGAAAGAGCUGUGAAGCUUUAGAGAAGGUGAGCCUUCAUAGAAUUGGUUCAUGCUCAGGUAUACUGUCACUCAGCUCCUCAUGGAAAUUCCUGCUGAAAGACUUCCAGUUAUAUUACAUGUUGUCAACAGUUCUUGCUUCUUUAGUAGCAGAAACAGUCUCAUCCUGAUUUCAGUAGAAAACUGUGGAGUUAUCCAUAACCUCAUGCAUGAUCUGUGACUGGAGCAGAUCACAAUACACCUGCUUUCUUCUAAGAUUUACUCAGAAAGGUUGGCAAAGUUUACUAGACACUGUUCCAAUCUUUUUCCCUUGCUUCCAUUUUUCUCCCGUGUGUAUGAGUCUCAUAUGCAAACCUCACCUAUGAGAAAAGGUAAUGCUCAGGUUAUCUAAGAAACUUUCCUUUCUCAUGUCAUAGUAGGAAACUCAAGAAUUCCUUUGCAUAACACCUGGCUAUGGAAUAACUUCUGUAGUUAAGAUGGUAAAAUGAGUUAAAAAUGCAAACACUGAAGUAAUUUUCUCAAUUGCAAAGCAGUAAUUUUAUUAAAAACAGCUGUCAUAUCUUGAUUUUACUUCAAGUCAGCUGAUUUUACUUCAUCAUUUCACAGCCUUGGUAUAUGCCCAUAGCAACCUAAAAAUUGGUAUCUUUUGUUUCUGAGGUAAUUUCUGACUUACAGAACAGGCCAUGAACAGGCCAUAAUAGGGAUCAUGUUGGAUUAGCAAACAAGGAUCUCCCAUUCCACUGCAGUUCUUUAACAAGACUGCAGUUCCUUUAAAUCAAUUCCCAUUGAUUCUCAAGGGCACAAACUGUCCCCUGUGUAAUUUGUUCUGCUUGAGGGCACAGAUAUUUUUCUGUCUAUUCCCCAAGUUCUGUAUUAUUAACAAGCUAAUGUUUAUUCUAACAAACGAGAAUCACUUUUUUUUCCUGCAGGUGCCAUUCUGUGUAUAAGAUAGUCUCAACAGGAGCAGCCGCCUCUGUUGUUCUUCCCAUGCUUGCUCACCUGCCUCUUUAAUCAAAUGUUAACUUAACAAUUGUUAUUUCACAUGCUGCAGAGCCAGACAAAACCCAGUUUGACUUCUGGAUUUGACCAGUGGCAUUAGAAAAUGGGAGAUCCAUCUUCUCACUGUGAGCAGAGUGCAUUGAAAAUGGUACCCUCUGGGAUGCAAUAAAUAUGGUUCAUUAUCAUAUUGGUUUUAUAGCAAUUUUCCAGAGUACAGCUGUCCUUUGAAACUUUGUGCAGCUCUCUGUAAUCUUCUUGUAUUAAAAAAUAAAUAAAUAAAUAAAAGAAAAGGAGAAGAGAGAAAAGAAAAGAGAAAAAAGAAAGAAAAGAAAAGAAAAGAAAAGAAAAGAAAAGAAAAGAAAAGAAAAGAAAAGAAAAGAAAAGAAAAGAAAAGAAAAGAAAAGAAAAGAAACGCCAGCUUUUAAUUGUUCUUCCUCAGCAUACAUUGUUCUCUUGAAAUUUGCAAUGUGCAAGGAGCAUGUCAGUUAAUUCACAUUGGAUAUUUCAAAUGAAUUCCUACAAAAUACAUUAAUUAACCCAGUAAUAAUUAAAAAGAGCAUAUUCUCCAUUCAUUACAAAAUUUAUAUUUGGAUAAGGCUAACUAAUUUGUGUGUUCUUCCACCCUCCAUUUCUUAUUAUACAGAACUCCAAGUCUGUUUUCAGGUUGACUGAUGGAUUUGAUUUGGCAAAAGUGGCUAUUAGUAAAACAAGGGAGUCUUCCAAAGCAAUUUCACAUGAAGCAAAUGAUCCUAAAGGACAGACUUGAUAACAACUGUGCUUACAAAAUCAUCUUCAAUAAUCUACAGCUACGCAAAAAAAAUGACCAAAAGACAGUCUUAGAAGACUGAUGGAGAAACUUUGCCUGGUGUACAUGUCAAUAAGUCAUACUUACACCAAUGCUCUGGACAGGAGCAUUUAUUAUACUGGGAUUUGCUUUGAUUACAGGCAGUUUAUAAUCAUAAAGGGCUUCCCUGAAGGUCCAGCACAGCAAAUGGAUUACUUGCUUUUGACUUUAGUGGAGUCCAAUAAGCCCCAGGAGAAAGCACAUGGGCAUUUUGAUUUUAAAUUUCGCAAUGCCAGUCUAAGUAGAAUUUAUUUUUUAAGGAACCUCUUUAGUAGCUACUUUACAGUGCACUAGAACUUUACUGUCAAGUGAAAUUUUCAGUCUUUGUGGACCCUAUACUGAUUUGGCUAAGUUAUUGAAAAUGUCUGAGGAAGAAAUAUCAGGCUUUGUAUUGAAAGAAACACAGUCUACUGGAAAUAAUACUAAAGCAUUUCUAGGUCUUCCAAUUCUGUUAGUCACUGAAUGAAGCCAAGAUACCUUGCUGAAUACCCAGAUAAAAUAAAAUGUCUGUUUAAAUUUUCAGAUAGCUUGUGAAUAUAUUCAUUUUAUUUUAAUAUUUUCUAUGAAAUAAAAAUUGUCACUUGAGCUACGUAUUUCAGUUUCAAGACAAAUAUACAUCUUUCUGUAAAGUGCAAGUUACUGGGCUCCAGGGAAAAACUUGGACAAGGUGGGGAAGUGAAAUUUUAUCCUAAGCUCAGGCAAGAGUCUUGCUUUUUCUACCCAGCCUGCUAUCCAGCCCUCCAUGAUACUUGCUUGUCAUUCUUCACCACUGAAAGCCCUGAAAUGGAUCCCUGAAAUAAAUAGCAUUUGGAUCCAUUUCAUCUCAUUCUUUAGUGCUGGGUCAUACAGCAACUGGACAGAGGCAGCUCAAUGGCACAAGGAUAGGGAUGAGGCAGGUGCAGUGGAUCCUCUUCUCUGCCAGUUUCUCCAGUGACACAACUCAGUUGGUGAUGGGAAGGGGGGCUGCUUCUUCAUGAGGCAGGUGUUGAUUAUGAGUACUGAGACCUGGAAAUAUUAUUUCUAUUUUGAAAGGAAAUGUGGCAAAUAAAAGUUAUGGCACAGUGAAGAAGAUGUCUACAUAUGUCAAGUACUCACAAUUCCAACACACUGAAACAUCGAGCUGGACUCCCUGGGCUACAACACAUGCUAGAGCAUUGUAUUUUCUGUUGUUUCACAUGCAGAAAAAUGAUUUUUACAUCCAUUGGAAAAGUGUGGCUUUUAACAUCUUUGUGUUUUAUUAAAUCAGACCUGAAAGAAUAUUUGUUCUCUCUUUAAAACAGAGCAUCUUUUUCUGCUUAGGUUUACAUAAAGCUAUAAAAACUUGACUUCUCUGAGAAAUUCCCUCUCAUGCUCAAAAAUUCUGAGCAACUGAACAAAAAAUUCCUGACAAACAUUUUGGGAAAAGCUACAACAUCAUUCCACAUCAAGAAAUCCCACAGUCCAGUCUUCUAGUUUUUCAUCUAGUUCUAGCAGGAAAAAUUUCAAGGCCAUGAUGAGCAGGAUGUCCAAGAGUAAUUGACCAUUACCAUCUCUGUCACCAUAGUACAUACAUUCAGCACUCUGUGAACAUUAGUGACUCCUCAUUUUGGGCUGCCAGAGAUUAAGCUGGCCAAAAUCACACAUCACUUUUGAAAAUCAUAUUUACAAUACAGUGAGCUUAGAAGGAUAAAAUUAAAGGAAAAAAAAAAAAAAA
Parus major (Great Tit) is the source of this 15846-nucleotide messenger RNA. It is a transcript of the gene XKR4, whose product is annotated as XK related 4. Gene Ontology annotation, cellular component: plasma membrane. Gene Ontology annotation, biological process: engulfment of apoptotic cell; phosphatidylserine exposure on apoptotic cell surface; apoptotic process involved in development. The record is from RefSeq and is a predicted model, not a curated record. The coding region runs from base 10 to 1143 and encodes 377 amino acids. NCBI's taxonomy places the organism in Eukaryota, Metazoa, Chordata, Aves, Passeriformes, Paridae. The transcript has 2 exons.